AUGGGGUUCUCGCGUUCAUUUUCUUGCAGUGCUAUGGGAGCCCUAAUCUUGGGUUGCCUUCUGCUUCAAGCAUCAACCUCUAAUGCUCAGUUGAGGCCUGAUUUCUACUUCAGAUCAUGCCCGCCUCUUUUUGAUAUCAUUGGGGAUAUCAUUGUCGAGGAAUUGCGCUCCGAUCCUCGUAUUGCCGCUAGCAUCCUUCGCCUUCAUUUCCAUGACUGUUUUGUUAAUGGUUGUGAUGCAUCAAUCCUUCUUGACAAUUCCACAUCGUUCCGGACCGAGAAAGAUGCUGCUCCGAACGCGAAUUCGGUUAGAGGGUUCAAUGUCAUAGAUCGAAUGAAAGACGAGGUUGAGUGGUAUUGUCCAAGCACGGUGUCUUGUGCAGAUAUUCUCACCAUUGCUUCUCAAAUAUCAGUUCAAUUGUCGGGAGGUCCAUGGUGGCCUGUUUCAUUGGGGAGGAGAGACAGCUUAAGAGCUUUCUUUGAUCUGGCUAAUACGGCUCUUCCAUCUCCAUUUUCCACUCUUGCUCAACUUAAAGCAAGUUUUGCUGCCGUUGGCUUAAACCGCACCUCAGAUUUAGUCGCUCUGUCAGGUGGUCACACAUUUGGAAAAGCACAAUGUCAAUUUGUAACUCCACGUCUCUACAACUUCAACGGUACCAACAGACCAGACCCAAGUCUUAACCCACUUUACCUCGCUCAACUCCGUGGAUUGUGCCCUCAAAACGGAAACGGCACCGUUUUGGUCAACUUCGACGUGGUGACACCUAAUGCUUUCGAUAGGCAAUACUACACGAAUCUUCGUAAUGGGAGAGGUCUGAUUCAGAGUGAUCAAGAACUGUUCUCAACUCCACGAGCCGAUACAAUUCCACUAGUGGAACAAUACAGCAGCAACACAAACGUGUUCUUUCAAGCAUUCAUUGAAGCAAUGAUUAGGAUGGGAAAUAUUACACCUUUGACUGGGACUCAAGGCGAGAUAAGGGCAAACUGUAGGGUGGUGAACCCGAGAAUUAGAAGUGUGGAGAAUGAGGAUGGUGGCGUUGUGAGUUCGAUUUGA
Microthlaspi erraticum is the source of this 1053-nucleotide messenger RNA. NCBI's taxonomy places the organism in Eukaryota, Viridiplantae, Streptophyta, Magnoliopsida, Brassicales, Brassicaceae. The record is from the annotation of a GenBank genome assembly.